Messenger RNA from Orycteropus afer afer, 999 nucleotides. RefSeq names its product PDZ and LIM domain 4 (gene PDLIM4). Bases 1 to 999 code for a protein of 332 amino acids. The transcript is spliced from 7 exons. Gene Ontology annotation, molecular function: actin binding; muscle alpha-actinin binding. Gene Ontology annotation, biological process: actin cytoskeleton organization; muscle structure development; heart development. The record is from RefSeq and is a predicted model, not a curated record. Gene Ontology annotation, cellular component: adherens junction; Z disc; stress fiber. Lineage: Eukaryota; Metazoa; Chordata; Mammalia; Tubulidentata; Orycteropodidae.
AUGCCCCACUCUGUGACCCUGCGUGGGCCUUCGCCCUGGGGCUUCCGCCUGGUGGGUGGCCGGGACUUCAGCGCGCCUCUCACCAUCUCUCGGGUCCACGCUGGCAGCAAGGCUGCACUGGCUUCCCUGUGCCCCGGAGACCUGAUCCAGGCCAUCAAUGGUGAGAGCACAGAGCUUAUGACCCACUUGGAGGCACAGAACCGCAUCAAGGGCUGCCACGAUCACCUCACACUCUCUGUGAGCAGGCCCGAGGGUAGGAGCUGGCCCAAUACCCCCGAGGACAGCAAGGCCCAAGCACACAGGAUUCACAUCGACCCGGAGGCUCAGGAUGGCAGCCCAGUGCCCAGCAGGCGGCCCUCAGCCACAGGGAUUGGACCAGGAGAUGGGAGACCAGUCCUGGGAACUCCAUAUGGGCAGCCACCUCGCCUCCCAGUCCCUCACAAUGGCAGCAGCAGUGAAGCCACCUUGCUCGCACAGAUGAGCACCCUGCAAGUGUCUCCACCCUACAGUGCUGCUGACCCAGCCAGAGGCCUCUCUCGGAGUCGUGACAGUGGAGUUGAUCUAGGCUCUGAUGUGUACAGGAUGCUUCGGGAGCCUGCUGAGCCCACAGCUUCGGAGCCCAAACAAUCGGGCUCCUUCAGAUACCUGCAGGGCAUGCUAGAGGCUGGCGAAGGUGGGGAGCGGCCAGGACCUAGCGGACCCCGGAACCUUAAGCCCACGACCAGCAAGCUGGGCGCCCCGCUGAGCGGCCUACAGGGGCUGCCCGAGUGCACGCGCUGCGGCCAUGGCAUCGUGGGCACCAUCGUCAAGGCGCGGGACAAGCUCUAUCACCCUGAGUGCUUCAUGUGCAGCGACUGCGGCCUAAACCUCAAGCAGCGUGGCUACUUCUUUCUUGACGAACAGCUCUACUGCGAGGGCCACGCCAAGGCUCGAGUGAAGCCGCCUGAGGGUUACGACGUGGUAGCAGUGUACCCCAAUGCCAAGGUGGAACUCGUCUGA